This is a messenger RNA of Bombus pascuorum, 2209 nucleotides long. RefSeq names its product transcription factor sox-3-like. Lineage: Eukaryota; Metazoa; Arthropoda; Insecta; Hymenoptera; Apidae. The coding region runs from base 17 to 961 and encodes 314 amino acids. The transcript has a single exon. Gene Ontology annotation, molecular function: RNA polymerase II cis-regulatory region sequence-specific DNA binding; DNA-binding transcription factor activity, RNA polymerase II-specific. The record is from RefSeq and is a predicted model, not a curated record. Gene Ontology annotation, biological process: cell differentiation; regulation of DNA-templated transcription; anatomical structure morphogenesis.
ACUGUGAUUCAGUACUAUGAUAAGUUCUCACCAACAACAUCCCAACUACGGGUUCCUCUCCAGCAUGGACCUCCAUUCCGUUCAUCAUGUGAGCCAGGAUAUAAACCAGCAGACAUCAACCUCGCAGGAGCAACACAUCAAGAGGCCUAUGAACGCGUUUAUGGUAUGGUCUCGGAUUCAGAGAAAAAAGAUCGCAUUAGAUAACCCUAAGAUGCAUAAUUCAGAAAUAUCUAAACGACUUGGUGCUGAAUGGAAGCUUCUCUCUGAUUCGGAAAAACGACCCUUCAUCGACGAGGCAAAACGUUUACGUGCUGUCCAUAUGAAGCAACAUCCAGACUACAAGUACCGUCCACGAAGAAAACCAAAGAUUCCAGUAUCCAUCAACAAUGGUAAAGCAGUGUCACUAAAUUCAGGUGCUUUUGCCACUUUCCCAUUACCGCCUUACUUCGCUGCAUCUGCCACGCCAGUUUCUCAUCAUCACCACCAUCCACAUCCUCUCGAUUAUCCGCCUCUGCCGCCCUACUUUGGAUCCGCCUUCGACGCCGUCCACUUGAGCAAGCUGGUAGCUGGUAGUGGGACAGGAUCGCCAUCGACGAACGCGGCGGCAGAUGCGGCCAACAAUAACGCAGCUUCUGCGGCAGCAGUAGUCACUAGCUUCUAUUCGGGAUUAUAUUCCACACCUACAGCACCAGCUAAGCCGUAUCCGACGACGACGUCUCAUCUGGGACCACUAUUUCCAACUGGGCACCACAGCGUACCAUCGACUACACCUCACCCACCUUUAAUGUUCCAAUCUUCGACGUCAACUGAUCCCGGAAGCAUUGCGACGACGACCAGCAGUCCAGGAAGCAGUCCAGCAUCUACUCCUGUACCAUCGUCCCAUCAGCAUGUCCCUACAUCGGCUACGCAGACCACGUUGGAUAUGGAGCAGCUACGUCGACCAGUCCCCGUGUUAUAUUAAACCCACCGAUUUAGACAAAAAGGAAGGUUAGGAGGGGCGAAAAACUUGCAACAUCCCAGGAACAAGAAGAGAUUAACAAAUGAAAAGGAAUAAAAGUUGGAAAUAGAAGAGAAACAGAAAAACAGAUGAAACACAAAAUUUGAGAUUCGUUCGCGAACUAUUAUGAUCUGUCAGGAUAGGUAGGAUCGUGCAAGUUUAGUUUUUAAAAAUCGUAUAUCGUGAUCAGUUUAUAUCAUAUUUCUGAUUGCAUUUAUGAUCUCCCGUGCGGGAAAACGGCAUAAUAUACUUAUAUCGGCAGCGCUCGAGAGCUGAAACACGAGAUAUAUAUGAGAAACAUCGACGAACUUAACGUACACACAACCGUGGACACAACCGUGGGAAUCUUUUUACCGAUUACGAAUUAGUUUACUGAUCGUAGAGUGGGAGAGGGAACGGAGGCGUGAUUUUCAAGGGCGAUCGAUUCGGGGUUCGGGAAAGGCUUGCCGGCAUCCACGCGGAUAAUUGAAUUAGCAUAUUAAUGUGAUGGAACAAAAGAGCCGUUUAGGUCCGGAAUUCGUUUUGCUUUAUUGAAUGUGCUUCAUUGUAUACUCAAAGUGUACAUGAAUAGAUGAUGCCCUCCUCCCGUGAGAUGAACUGUAUUGUUUUCAAAUAAUGUUUUCUAAUUGCAGAUAUACCUUUUAUGGUCAUCGAUACCAAAAGAGAUCUUGAUCUGCGUGAAUGAUAUCAAGCAAAUGCUUUCGAACACCCGCGGCGCGGCGCUCUUGAGAUCACUUCUGGCGCGCCACCUUUCUCCGACCUCUAGGCCUUACGAUCUAUUGUUCUACUCCUUUGAUUUCGAACAGGCCUCGACUUACCUACGUCGGUGGAAAUGGCUUGGUCCGUCCACGCUUUACGCCCCAUGGCUCGUUAUUGACUCUCGAGCGUUACCAUAUAUCGUUUUAAUAUAUCGUUUCUACGAUUGUAAAUAGUUCGUAAAAUACACAAAUCGCGUAGGUUAAGUGUACGAGUCGUGUUUGCUUAUGGUUUUUAGAAAUUAGAUAUUUCGUAAAACAGCGCGUCUUGCGUAUCCGUCAAAUCUUAUUUUGCUCAAUAACUACUCAUUCGCAUUCAACUAAACAAGUAGACAGAUUGAAACUUUUUACUCAAAAUUCCAAAAAACUUUUCUAUAUAAACGUGCACAAGUAAGAACUGUAUGAAAAAACAGGUAAUGACUAACAUAAAGCGAGAUCUACUUUGAAGACCUAAAAA